UAGCGUGCACUGUGCAGUUCAGGUGCACGUGAGCGAGGGCGAGCGCCGCAUUCCUCAAAGAACACUCUAGAAAAACCGUUGGACUCGACGUCAAUCAAAACCAGGACGACGACGACGAACACAUUUCUAAAAAGAGACGGAAGAUAUCUUUCGAGGUUAUGACAGACUUCACAGGUUGGACUUCUGUCCAAGUUUGCCAGUGGUUGAAAGAUAUUGACUUGGGGGAAUUCUGUGAAACUUUUGAGGAACAUGAGAUAGAUGGAGCCACUCUUGCUGUUAUCUCAGAGAGGAUGUCUGAGAGGCUCUUUCCGGUCAUUCGCAAACAGAGUCUGUUUCUGACCCAGUUGGAGAAACUUAAAAGCACACCAAUGAGCAGAGAGAACCCUCCAAGAAACAUUGAUAACUCCAGCCAAGCACAGUCCGGUCCAGAUACCUCUUUAGUUUUUCCAACAGUGCUGAGGAUGGCCAUAGACAGAAGAGAUUCUGAUCUGAAGAGUGCAAGUAAAACAAAACUACGGAGUCUACUGAUCCAGUCUCUUUUUGACCACCUCAGUAAGAAAACAAUGUACCCAACUCAUCUUCAAUACAUUGAGCUUCUGUCAAAUGUGAUAAUGGAUUACCCAUAUCUAAGGGAAAGUAUUGGGUCUGGAUAUGAUGCCCUGCUUGAAUCACUCAGAAAUAAGUUUAAGAAGGAAAGGCAGCCUCUUGUUGCCAACAAUGAAAUACAGCGACUGAAAGAGAGAUGGGCAAGAAGGAAGCGACCUCUUCAGACAGCGGAAGCUUAUCCAAGUACCAUGGUUGAUGCAGGAGAAGAUGAAAGAAGCAUCAGGGAACAUCUCCGAGUAAUAAAGGAGGAAACCGAGAAGCUUAGACCAAACUUGGAGCUUCUUAAAGAAAGGAUGGCGCUGAUAAAAAUCUACCGGAGACACUUUGUGUCUAACCACAGCACGGAGGAGAUUAUCUCUAAAUUUCCAUGUUUCAGACUGGCCAAAAUGCUCCUUUGGGAUCUGAGAGACCGUACCAACGUUGAUGUGGACCAACAGAUUCUCUCUCAGCUCUCGGUAAUGGCACCUAAAAUCCUUCAAGUUUCACGGAGUCCCCUGAUGGAGAAGUUCAGGUGUGUGGUUGAUGACUGUGAAGAUGGCAGACUGAAAAAAGGACUACAGUUGGAAGCAGCUAUUCUGCUCUUGCCUGCACUGUUUAAGGAGGACCCGGGGUUGCUGUUUGAAGUUGAGGUGAGGCAUGAACAACAGUUGACUGAGUGUAAAGCAAGUCUAAUUAAAGCACUACAAUUAUUGCUCAUUUUGCUGUGCAAAUGA
Carassius auratus (goldfish) is the source of this 1319-nucleotide messenger RNA. Its product is annotated as sterile alpha motif domain-containing protein 3-like. Bases 159 to 1319 code for a protein of 386 amino acids. Gene Ontology annotation, molecular function: protein binding. The record is from RefSeq and is a predicted model, not a curated record. The transcript has 9 exons. NCBI's taxonomy places the organism in Eukaryota, Metazoa, Chordata, Actinopteri, Cypriniformes, Cyprinidae.